Belonocnema kinseyi is the source of this 1309-nucleotide messenger RNA. RefSeq names its product toll-like receptor 4 (gene Lapsyn). The record is from RefSeq and is a predicted model, not a curated record. The coding region runs from base 114 to 1163 and encodes 349 amino acids. Gene Ontology annotation, molecular function: protein binding. The transcript has 3 exons. Lineage: Eukaryota; Metazoa; Arthropoda; Insecta; Hymenoptera; Cynipidae.
CGUCAAAUGUCUCCUGAUUGAUCAAAAUAACUAAUUUAGAAUCCCGAAAAAGACCUUAGAACUAAUCGGUGUGAUCUGGUAACACGGUUUUAUUAUUAGAAGAAGCCUAUUUCAUGGACAUGAAUCUCUUGAUAUUCCACGGGCUGGUUCUGGUCUGCAUCAGCAUCGCGCUGCAAAAAUCAUUUGUAAUUGGUGUUGGAGAACUAUUGGACCCAAGCUUGAUCGACCAUAAGGGGAAGAGGUGUCACACCACCAGAGAAUCCUCUUUACUUGCAGCUAAUUGCCCCGAAGCCAAUCUUGAAGAUGUACCUCAAAAUCUAAACUCGGGCAUUCAGAUUCUCGAUUUAACCAGAAACAGACUCUCCGACAUAAGAAACAACAGCUUCAGCAGAUACACCAGUCUCCAAUAUCUAGACCUGGGCGACAAUUUUCUACAGACGAUCGAAGAAGGAGCCUUCGACCCUUUGCAACAACUCAUUGCUUUGGAUUUGACGAAAACCAGGUCGCAUACUCUGCCCAGGAGUUUGUUUUCUUUGCCGAAUCUGCAGAGACUCUUCCUCGAAAAUAACAAACUCACCGACUCCGUAUUCAAAACCAAAGUUACAGCCCCACUAACACUUUUGCGAGCCCCCAAGAACAUGCUCACGAAAAUACCUCAGUUUGGACCUUUCCCAAGUUUGGCCUACAUGAACUUAUCCGAAAACUCCAUCGAGAAAAUCAGCAUCGACGAUUUCGCUCCUUUCUGCAAUUUACUCACCCUGGAUCUUUCCAAAAAUCCAAUCAGUUUCGACUCUUCAAACUGCGAUUGCCAGAUCUUGAAAGCGUGGGCCAAAGAACACAAUAUGACGGUGAAACCCACUUUCAACUGCGAGAAUAGUCCUUACGUUAAUUGCUUUCCGGUCAAGUUCAGCAAUAAGACGAUGACUCUGUUCAGAGAUUGCGAGGAAAUGCUCAGAAUUAGGAUUGAAAUUGAAAAGGCAAGGUCGACUUGGAUUUUGGUUGUUAGCUGUCUUUCCGUAGCCUUGGUCUGCCUUGCCCUCGUUCUUUAUUGUUUCCACAGGAGGAAUAAGAUGCGGAACCGGAAGCUGAAGAAGGCGCAACAGUUGGCUGCGAGUAAUGCCAAUACGGAACUUUUGAAUGGAAAUGUUAAAGAAGAGACGUGAACACCAUAAAGAAGGUUCAUCAUUCCUGGUCAGAGAAUUUCGGAAACGGAUAGUGACGAAAUGCAUGAUAAAGUUGCCGGAACUCUCCCCUAUUAAAAAUGUCGACGUCGAAACUAACUCGGACAGUUUAGGACACUACGUGGUAU